AUUCUUGAUCAUAUAUAAUUCUCUCAAACAAUUAGACAAAUGGCCCAGAUAAUUCACAUCGACUUACACAUGUAAAUGACCAUAUGGAAUCCCUUACCCCACUGGUUCUAGUGCUACUAAUGGUUUUCCAAAACAGUGUAUCAUGGACCACAAUAAUUUCAAUUACUAUACCUAACAAACCAUUAUCUCUCUCCCUCAUUGUUUUUCUCUCAUCUUCCAAAGCAUUCCAUAAAUCACUAACAUUAAACAAACUAAAAUCGAAAAAGAAAAAAAAAACAUCAUCGGGCGAUAUGCACUACCACGGGUGCUGUUGUGGACGGUGUGGAGUAUCCACGUCGCCGUUGCCGGUAAUAGUCAUGAUCAUGGUGGCGCUCGUCCUCCUGGCGCUUUCCUCCGCCGUAAAAUUUGAGGUUUCCCUCUCCUCAGGCGAAGAUAUGCUAAGCUGGCUCCUCCUUGCUGUGGUUCCAUUGGCUCUGCUCUUUGCCGUGCGGUGUUUCUCUUGCCUUGAAACGUCGAAGCGAUCCGUUUACUACUGUCCCUGUGGUCGCUGGAAAUGCGUUUGCUACUACUAGCUAGUUUUGACCGCGGUUAGUUUCGUUGCGUUUACGUUUAUGUAAGUAAAUCAAUAAUUUCGUUUUUGUAGGUAUUGUCGAUGUUAACGUGAGGGAUAUAUGUGGCGUGAUCAUCGACUUUGGUGUGUUAAUUUGACGAACGUGAUCAGCUAUAAUAUUCAAUCUGAUAAUUUUUAGCUGUUUACAUAAACUUAUAUUUGUGUGAUCUUGGAUAUAUAAGUUUCGAAACCAAGCAAUAUUAUUUCCAGAAAAAGAAGCAAUGGAACUGAACCGUAUAAUUUUAGGUAUAUAUUUUAUAUGAAAUGAUAUAAUAGCAAAAGCAUUUCAAAUCAAUCCGAUCGAUCUCUUCAUAACUAAUUAAUGAAGUUGAAAUUAUAUUUCUUCCAAAAAAAAAGUUGAAAUUAUAUGAGUGUAAUUAUGCUAGUUUGUUGUAAUUAUAUAGAUAAGCCGUAAGAACUUAGGUGGGUAAAGGUUAGAAAGAUCAAAUAAUCUUCGUCAUCUUUGAAUUUUUGUAUAGCUUAGGUUAAAGGGAUUAUAAGUCAUUUUUGUCAUCUUUGAAUUUUGGGAGUUGCUUAUUGAAGAGGUGAUUAAUGAUAACAGUUAAAGCAAAAGAAAAUAAGGAAAUGAGAUUAUGACGCUCCACCAACAAUUGGAUAUUUAGGUGUGUAGGAGGAGCCCAUCACGAAAGAGAAAAGCCAACAUAUAAAUGAAAUAUCUCAGUAGAAUAACCAUAAAAAAUAAAAGAAAAAAGAUUUUAUAGAGAGAAAAAAAAAAGAGAUAGGAAAAAAAGAACAAGGACAAAGAAGAAGAUUUUAGUUAGAUAAUAAAUUUUUUUUUUUUUUGGUGUUAUUAGGCAUAAUAAAAAAGAUAAGAAAAAAAAAACAAGUUAGAUAGUGAAUUAUAUUAUUCUUUUAUAAUUAAUUUCCCAAACUUUAACUAGUGGAAACAUAUAUUUUUAGACAAAAGAAACCGAGCUUACUAAUUUGAAAAAAUAAUAACUUUGAUACUUACUAU
Molecule: messenger RNA, 1586 nt
Organism: Eruca vesicaria subsp. sativa (arugula)
Lineage: Eukaryota; Viridiplantae; Streptophyta; Magnoliopsida; Brassicales; Brassicaceae
Source: the annotation of a GenBank genome assembly